Molecule: messenger RNA, 987 nt
Organism: Durusdinium trenchii
Lineage: Eukaryota; Dinophyceae; Suessiales; Symbiodiniaceae
Source: the annotation of a GenBank genome assembly
AUGACCAGCCUGUGCGCAGAACAUGUUCGGAUGAGCGUGGCCAACAUCAUGGUUCUCAUGCCUUGGUUUGAGAAAGAUGCAGACUUCCAGCUUGAGGUGUUGAGGGAGUGUUUGCUAUGGCUGCGCUUCAUGUGGUCUGACACGAAGGGGUAUCGGCAACUUGGCUGCAAGCGGCUGGGCGCUUGGGCAUUCUGUAGGACCCGCACUCCUGCGAAGAGGCUGGGCUGGGAGCCUCCCCCAGAUUCGAAAGAGAUGAAGAUCCCUCAGUAUUUGAACUCCUGGGUGGAGCCUGAGGCGCUGUGGGAAUUCAAUGACCACAUGGAGCGUACCAACGCUGCAAAGCUGGUCGAUGCCGAGGUCGGAGAGCUUGGUGAUCGCAACAAAGCCUGGCAGAAAGAAACCUUGAAAGCGGACCCUGAGAUCCUUGGUGCAGACAGCCGCGUGGCCGCCGAAAACUUGAUUGGUGGAAAGCCCGGAGAGCUGUUUACGCACCGUAACAUCGCCAAUAUGGUGGUGGCAACGGAUACCAAUUUUCGCUCUGUGCUACAGUAUGCAGUGGAUGUGCUGCAAGUGCGUCACAUCAUCGUUUGUGGCCAUUACGAUUGUGGUGGCAUCAAAGCGGCUUGCUCUGUGAAAGAUCAUGCGCUGCCUCUCGAGAGUUGGCUCUCAGGGAUUCGGGACGUCUACCGGCUCCACAGAGAAGAGCUGGAUGCGAUUGACUGCAACUUGGCGCGGGAACUGACGGCCAAACCGGCCAUGAACAGCUAUAGCCCUGAUGAGCGCCACAAGCGCAUGGUGGAGUUGAACGUCAUCGAGCAGUGCCUGAAUCUCUUCAAAACCAGCACCGCGCCUCAAGGGAUUGGUGAUUUUGCUCGACGAGUGUAUUUAUUUGUUGGCGAGGUACAAGAUUAUAUUAGCUUUAUAAACGGAUAUGAUAUGUACAGUACAAUUAAUUAUGUAUAUAUAGUUAUAUUACUUACCUUUUAA